AUGAAUAGUUUUGAGGCAGUUUCCCGCUCAAAGUCCAACUCAGAAAUUGGGGAGAAGAUGGCGUCGGUGGUCGGAAAGCAGUUGAACUCUGAAGAGGACGUCCGAGUCGGCGACAUGGAUGACGACGGAGAAGUAUUCAAGGCAAAUACGGAGAAGGCGAAGUUUCGUGCUUUAGGAACGCUUCGCACCACCGUCGUCCUCGUCAAGCUCUGUUUCGCAACCGGCGUUCUUUCUAUUCCCGCUGCUCUGGGCGUGGUUGGAUAUGGACCGGGUCUGGUGCUCCUCGCCCUGUGGAGCGGUCUGACGAUGUAUUACUCCUACGUGAUGUACCAGUUUCGAAUGAAAUACCGUGGUGUUCACAAUAUUGUGGAUGCCGCCAUGUUGGUGGGCGGGCCUAUCGCGCGUGAAGUCACAUCUGUGCUCUUCCUGCUGACCUGGAUCCUUGCAACGGGCUCAGGGUUCAUCGGCCUUUCUCAAGGCCUGAAAAUCCUUGCCAACGGCAAAGGUUGUACUAUCCUUUGGACACUAGUGGCCGCUGUCGCUACUGGCCUGCUAUCCAGUAUCAGAACGCUCGGCAAAUUGGCCAUAUUGACCUGGAUUGGCUUCGCCAGCAUCUUCACCGCUGUAUUUAUCAUCGUUGUUGGCGUUACAGUUGUUGACAGACCAGCUGCAGCUCCCCCCACCGGUCCGUAUGACCUUGGUGUUAUAGCUGUUGGCAGUCCUGGCUUCGUUGCAGGCUUGGUUGCGGCUCUCAAUCUUUUUUCUGGAUUUGGCUCCACCUCCACAUUCAUGCCUGUUAUCGCCGAAAUGAAAGUACCGAAGAAGUUUCCCAAGGCUCUUCUCAUCUCUCAGGGUUUUUUGGUGGUUUGCUACAUGACUUUUGGAAUAGUGAUCUAUAUCUAUUGUGGACAAUACAUUGCCAGUCCAUCUUUGGCCAGUGCGGGAGGUACUCUGGAGAAGGUCGCCUAUGGCGUCUCCAUCCCUGGCUUCAUGAUGACCUCAACUUUAUGGGUCCAUGUGGCCGCAAAAUUUCUUCUUGUUCGUAUUUUGCGCGACUCGAAUCACCUCCAAAGCAACAGCGUCACACAUUGGGCAACUUGGCUGUCGUCGACAAUUGGACUCACCAUUUUGUCUUUUCUCCUUGCAGAAGCUAUUCCCUUCUUCAACUACAUCCUCGGCUUUAUUGGCUCGAUUUGCUGUUCUCCCACCUGUCUGGUGAUUCCUGCGAUCAUGGGUCUCUACAUGCACCGCGACAGCUACCGAUCUAAUAAGCGAAUAAUGGCUCUUUGUGCAUUCCACUGCAUCGUGGUGGUAGGGGGCUCCUUCAUGGCGAUCGCAGGUACUUACACCACCAUUCAAAGUAUCGUAGACGCCUAUGCCGUAAAUGGCGUGAAACGGGCCUUUACCUGCUCAUAG
Molecule: messenger RNA, 1416 nt
Organism: Exophiala aquamarina CBS 119918
Lineage: Eukaryota; Fungi; Ascomycota; Eurotiomycetes; Chaetothyriales; Herpotrichiellaceae
Exons: 10
Coding region: 1-1416 (471 amino acids)
Biological process (GO): amino acid transmembrane transport
Cellular component (GO): vacuolar membrane
Molecular function (GO): amino acid transmembrane transporter activity
Source: RefSeq, a predicted model, not a curated record